Messenger RNA from Cercopithifilaria johnstoni, 2670 nucleotides. NCBI's taxonomy places the organism in Eukaryota, Metazoa, Nematoda, Chromadorea, Rhabditida, Onchocercidae. The record is from the annotation of a GenBank genome assembly.
AUGGCAAAUGACCUUUGUAGUAAUAAAACUCGAGAUAAAGAUUUUUGCUGGAAGACAUGUGGUGGUAACUUAAAUGAAGGACCAAAACCGGAAAUACCUAAGGAUAUUAAAUGGGCCUACACACCAUCCUAUUCCAUUAAUAUUACAUGGAAUGGUGAUGGAAUAUUGUAUUUGUUGGAAAUGGUAGAAAAAUCUGACGAGAAUGAGUAUGGCCAUGAUUUUCUUAUAACCACAACAUCACUAUUAAAUUAUACGAAAUCGGAAACAGACUUUUGCAAUCCACUACUAUUCCGACUUGCAUCGGUGACAAGUGGAGGAGUAAGCAAUUUCAGUAGCAUCCAAGAAAUUCCUCCGACAUUACCCGAAAUUGUAGAAAAUGUAACUGUCCAAUCUAUGGAAUACGUCAAUCAAUCAUUCAGCAAAAAUGGUUACUAUUCUAAUGGAACAAUCAAAUUAAUUCUACAAUAUGCAGCUCCAAAAUAUGAUUGGCCAUUAGGUGAAAAGGACAUAAAGGUAGAUUUACUCUUUCAUAUGGUAAGCUGUAAUAUUCCCGAUUUGUCGAAAGCAGUACCAGCGCUGGAGUUUGAGACAAAUGAGGAACCGCGAACUUUGAUUGGUGAAUUUGGCGCAGAUUUGAUGUAUCGUAAAUGUCAAUUCUUAUAUUAUGUUAGUGCAGUUCAUAGUUAUCGUUGUGGUACGACGAAAACGAACAAUGAUUUCAAUCAAAACUCGAUGAAACCAUUAAAAAUAAAUUGUGCUACAGUACAAAAUAGUCCAUGUAAUGAUAAUCCAUUAAUACAUCAUCCACCAAUGUGUGGUCAGGUGGAAGGAUUCAAUUAUCAAAUCCUUAAUGAUCAUAUCAAUCCAGAUGAUAUAAAUAGCAAUAUAACUGUUAAUGUAACAUUCCGUUCUACAUUAAUGAAUAAAAAACCACUCUAUUUUGUGGCUUUUUAUGGUGAUGCUGAACCAUUUGAUCGAGAAAUUGAUGUGGAAUUGCUUGGUGUUCAUAUGCGACAGAUUUUGGGUAAUGCGACAAAUUGUCCGAAACUCAGUAGUGUUGGAACAUGUGCGGUAAAAUUGAACCUUAUAAAUGCAUCAAUAAUAAUAACAAAUUUACGAAUGAACAAGCUUUAUGGUGUGACAAUAUGCGCCGUUAUUGAUCCGCAUAAUUUGACAUAUCCCGAAAUAAAUGGUGUUGCAUUGGGAAUGAAAUCAAAGGCUAAUAAAAUAUUCAUUGAUUCUUCAGCAUUUAAGAAACAUCGUCCAGGUUUGUUACCAGGAAUUAUUGCUAGCAGUACAGCAACUCUUGUGUUACUUCUUGUUGGUACAUUUAUUUGGAUUCAACGAAAACAAAAUGCCAAAAUUAAAAUGCAUCAGCUAAAACUUGAACAAAUGAAAUACAACAACGAUUUAAGAUAUACUAAUUUGCCGAAAAAACAUGAUAUAUGGGAAUUGGAGCGGCGAAAUCUUAUCAUUUAUGAUGAUCAGAAGCUUGGUUCGGGUGCAUUUGGAUCGGUCUAUAAAGGUCGAUUGAUUGGUAUUGCAAAAGGUAACAAGAAUGCUCAAUCUACUUUGGGUAUCAAUCUGAUGAGAGCUGAAAAUUGCGAUGUUGCUGUAAAAAAGUUGUUCGAAUAUGCUGAUCAGGUAUCGAAAAGUGAAUUUCUCAAUGAAAUUUCAUUAAUGAAAACAUUGGGUUAUCACGAACGACUGGUCAAUAUGUUGGCAUGUAUCACAGAAACAGAACCUUAUUGCUUGAUUGUUGAAUAUUGCUCGGAUGGCGAUCUAUUGCAUUUCUUAAAGAAACGAUGUGCUUAUAUGAUGAAGCUUACUGAAAUGGGUAUCGAUUAUGAUGGGCUCAAUUCGGAUGAAAAGAUAAAUAUGGAUUUGGUGAUAACAUUAAAGCAGUUAUUGAUGUUUGCUGUGCAAAUUAGUUAUGGCUUGGAAUAUCUUAGUCAGAAAGGUUUUGUACAUCGAGAUGUAGCGGCACGUAAUAUAUUGGUCCAUGAUAAGACGAAUGCAAAAAUUGGUGAUUUUGGCUUAUGUCGAUAUAUUCAUCGUGAUUCUGCCCACUACAAAAGUAAGGGUGGACGAUUGCCAGUGAAAUGGAUGAGUCCAGAAGCUAUUAAACAUUAUGAAUUCACUAUGCAAUCAGAUGUUUGGUCAUUUGGUAUAUUAAUGUUUGAAAUUGUUACACUUGGUGGUUCACCAUAUCCAGGUAUACAACCCAAUGAUAUGUUAGAACAUUUGGAUGCUGGUGGACGAAUGGAGCAACCGGAUAACUGUCCCAAUGAAUACUAUGAAGUAAUGCGUAGUUGUUGGGCACAGGAACCCUCGUCGAGACCUGAUUUUGGAACUAUUCGACAAAAAUUGGCCGGUCAACUGGAAGAUAUUACAGACCAAUAUUCAUAUCUAAAGCUUGACAAUCAACGGGACUAUUAUAAUGUGAUAUAUGAUACAGAUGUUUUGAAAGACACUAAAGAAGCGAUGGAAAAUAAUUUAGCAGUUGAGAUGCCUGAAGUCGAAAAGAUAAAGACGAAUGAUAUACUUGAUAAUGUUCUUUCAAUAGAUAUACAGGAAGAUUUCAGUGAUAAAACUUCAACACUAUCAUACGGUAACGAAACUGUUAGAGAUAGAAGUAUUAUCAGUGACGGGUAUUUAAAAUAUGGUUAA